AUGGCGAUGAUAAGCUUACUUGAAGCCUUCAUAGCAUCCCUUUUCUUCCUUGUAUUCCUAUGUUUCUUCCUCCACAAGAAAUCUCACGGCGGUCCUAUUCUCAAGAGCUGGCCGUUCCUCGGGAUGCUUCCAGGGAUGCUCGUGCAACUCCCUCGUAUCUUCGACUGGACCGUCGAGGUUCUUGAGGCCACAAAUCUGACGUUUUCUUUCAAAGGGCCAUGGUUUAGUGGAACAGACUUGUUGUUCACGGCUGAUCCAAAGAAUAUCCAUCACAUUCAAAGCAAAAACUUUGGGAAUUACCCUAAAGGACCUGAGUUCAAGAAGAUCUUUGACGUCCUGGGAGAUGGAAUCUUAGCCGCUGAUCUAGAGUUGUGGGAGGAUCUGAGGAAGUCAAGUCACGCCUUAUUUCACCAUAAAGAUUUCGAGAAGCUCUCAGUGAGUAGCAAUACAACUAAGUUAAAGGAAGCUCUUGUUCCUUUUCUUGAUAAUGCUUCUGAGAAGAACAUUAUCAUUGACUUACAAGAUGUGUUGCAGAGAUUCAUGAUUGAUACUUCUUCGAUCCUGAUAACUAGCUAUGAUCCAAUGUCUCUAUCCAUUGAAAUGCCAGAAGUUAAAUUCAGUGAAGGUGCGGAACCCGGUGAAGAAGCGAUAUUCUAUAGGCAUUUUAGACCGGUGAUCUUCUGGAAGCUUCAAAACUGGAUUGGUGUUGGACUUGAGAGGAAGUUGAAAAAUGCUUUUUUCAAUUUCGAUCAAAUGUCUGAGAAGAUCGUAUCUUCAAGAAGAGAGGAGAUACGCCGCGGGAAAAGAGAGGCAUCAAUGGACGUGUUAACGUAUUAUAUGAAUGUUGACACGGCCAAGUAUAAGCACUUGCAACCAAGUAAUGAUAAGUUUAUAAGAGAUGUUGUUUUGAGUCUAUUGUUAGCAGGAAGAGACACCACAAGCUCAGCUCUCACUUGGUUCUUCUGGCUUCUCUCUAAGCAUCCUCAAGUUAUGACCAAGAUCCGACAUGAGAUCAAGACAAAGUUUGAUCCUACAGAUCUAGAGAAGCUCGUGUAUCUGCAUGCUGCCUUGAACGAAUCAAUGCGACUCUACCCACCAAUUCCCUUUAACCACAAGUCUCCUUCAAAGUCAGAUGUUCUUCCAAGCGGACACAAAGUUGAAGUAGAUGCAAAGAUUGUACUCUCUAUGUACGCAUUGGGGAGGAUGAGAUCGGUAUGGGGAGAAGACGCAUCGGAUUUCAAACCUGAGAGAUGGAUUUUAGAUAAUGGAAGUCUAAGACAUGAACCUUCAUACAAGUUCAUGGCUUUUAGUGCCGGUCCGAGAGCUUGUGUAGGUAAACAUUUGGCUCUCUUGCAGAUGAAGAUGAUAGCUGUGGAGGUCAUACAAAAUUAUGAUUUUAAGGUCGUCGAAGGUCACAAGAUCGAACCAGUACCUUCUGUCAUUCUCCGUAUGAAGCAUGGUCUUCUAGUCACAGUCGAUAAGAAUAUAUGA
This is a messenger RNA of Microthlaspi erraticum, 1491 nucleotides long. The record is from the annotation of a GenBank genome assembly. Lineage: Eukaryota; Viridiplantae; Streptophyta; Magnoliopsida; Brassicales; Brassicaceae.